AUGGUCUCCCAACGCCUGCGCCUCCUCGGGGCGCUGCUGGCCCUCGCCAUCCCAACGAUCCACCUUCUCCGCCGCAUCACCGCCCGCCGCAGAAAACUAGCCUCGGCAGAACGCGUCCUGGUCCUCGGCGCGUCCAGCGGCGUCGGCCACGCCGUCGCGAGGCAGUACGCCCGCCGCGGCGCGAGGGUGUGCGUCGUCGCGCGGCGGGCGGACAAGAUCACCGCGCUGGCUGGCGAGUGCGGCGCGGGCUGCAUCGGCGUCGCGGCCGACCUGAGCGUCGUCGAGGAUAUGGUUAGGCUCCGCGAGACGAUCGCCCGCGAGUGGGGUGGCCUCGACACGAUCCACGUGUGUGCUGGGGUGUCGGCGCUGCAGCCUGUGAUGGCGCUCACGGGGGUUGAGGGGAAGGAGGAUGCUGGCGGGAAGGGCAUCCAGGACGCUGUUGAUGUGGCUGGGAGGGCUGUCCAGGGCAAUCUUUUCGGGCCCAUGGCUGCUGCUCUGACAUUUAUCCCGAUGCUGACACGCACAUCUACUGCACCGGCCAUUCUGCUCGUCUCCUCCUUGGCCGCCCUGGUGCCGGCACCGACACGUGCGCUCUACGCCGCAACAAAGGCGUCAUCGCUGCUCCUGUAUCAAGCACUGGCCAUAGAGCAUCGCGACAUCGCGUUCGCCUUCAUCCUACCGGGUACCAUCGAGGGCGACUUCCGCGCGUCAGCCGUCGACUCCGGCCCCGUCCGCGAGGCGGACCCGAACAAGCACGGGCUCAAGAUCAACUACGUCGCGGCCAAGUGUAUCGACGCGGUUGACAGAGGUGUCAGAGGCAACAUCAUGAUGCCGUGGAUUCCGUAUUUCUUUGCGCAGCCUUUGUACUGCCUCUGGCCGUCGUUGGUCGAGAGGACGGCGGCGAGGAAGUACAACUUCCCCUAUUGA
Molecule: messenger RNA, 927 nt
Organism: Diaporthe citri
Lineage: Eukaryota; Fungi; Ascomycota; Sordariomycetes; Diaporthales; Diaporthaceae
Exons: 2
Coding region: 1-927 (308 amino acids)
Cellular component (GO): membrane
Molecular function (GO): oxidoreductase activity
Source: RefSeq, a predicted model, not a curated record